This is a messenger RNA of Prosopis cineraria, 2622 nucleotides long. Its product is annotated as cation/H(+) antiporter 12-like. Lineage: Eukaryota; Viridiplantae; Streptophyta; Magnoliopsida; Fabales; Fabaceae. Gene Ontology annotation, biological process: regulation of pH; proton transmembrane transport. Gene Ontology annotation, cellular component: endomembrane system; membrane. The transcript is spliced from 3 exons. The coding region runs from base 119 to 2494 and encodes 791 amino acids. Gene Ontology annotation, molecular function: antiporter activity. The record is from RefSeq and is a predicted model, not a curated record.
UACCUUGCAAUUUGGAGACCCACAAGUUUUGGCUUUUUUUUUCAUUGUGCCUUAAUCUCUCCCUCCCUCCCCCGUCUCCCGCCUUGGUUUUGCGGGGAGACUCGGGGGCACUUCGAAUAUGAAUCCCAAUGAUACCUUAUUCUCUCAAGUUGACUUAAUUUCCUCAUCCCCCAAUGAGACAUUUUACAAUGUCUGCAUUAACAUUCCACCUCGAAUUUCUUCGGAUGGAAUAUGGGGAAGCCACAAGCAUUCUGCCUCCCCAUUAAAAUCUUCAUUCCCAAUCUUUGAGUUGCAGGUCAUUGUUAUUUUUGCGAUCACUCAUAUAUGUCAUUUUUUCUUCAAGCGCUUGGGAUUUCCUCUCUUCUUCUCGCAAAUGAUGGCUGGCUUCAUUUUGGGACCCUCGAUUCAUUUUGAGCCAUUAGACAAGUGCAAAAGAAUCUUGUUUCCUUAUGGGAGUCAGGAUACUCUCGCAACAAUUUCAGCACUCGGUUAUGCACUGUUCAUCUUUCUAUAUGGAGUACAAAUGGAUACUUCUAUGAUACUAAGAACAGGAAGAAAAUCGUGGAUCAUUGGCCUCAUAGGAUUAACUAUACCUAUUGGCAUAGGAUAUUUAUUCCAUUACGUUAUCUUAGAGAAGCCAUUAACAGCUAUUCUAGGAAUCUAUUAUCCGAGCCUGCCUGUCAUAUUUGUAUCACAUAGCACAACUUCAUUUGCAGUUAUUGCAUCCUUUCUCAAUGAUCUUAAAAUCCUAAAUUCAGAGCUUGGCAGGCUAGCAUUAUCCUCAGCGUUAGUGAGUGACAUUUUGAGCACGACUUUCACAAGCUUUGCCACUGCCAUUGUGAGUAGCAUUAUGGGCAGGAAAAAGCUUUAUGAAACCUUGGGCUCCUUGUUUGCAGCUAUCAUAUUGAUCCCAUUAGUAGUUCGUCCAGCAAUGCUUUGGAUCGUAAGACAUACACCAGAGGGUAGACCCGUGAAGCAAGUUUACAUUUAUAACAUCAUUGCAUUGCUCUUUGCAUUAUGUUGGCUUCUGUCAAGGUCAGAUCAAGCCUUUGCUUUGGGAGCUUUCAUCCUGGGGUUGUCUGUGCCAGAAGGACCCCCAUUAGGAUCCGCACUAGUUACACAACUUGAAUUGAUAGGAAAAUCAUUCCUCUUGCCCAUCUUUGUGACUACCAGUGUGAUGAAAGCUGAUCUCUCAUUGGAGGAUACAUUAAGGACAUUUAUAAUUAUGGGAUGUCUCGUCAUUAUAGUCCAUAUUGUCAAAAUAUCUGCUUGCCUGAUACCUUCACUCUAUAGCAAGAUGCCCUUCAAUGAUGCUUUGGCUCUUGCUCUCAUUAUGAAUUGCAAAGGUGUGGUGGAUGUAGGCAUAUACAAUUCCGUGUUUGAUAGGAAGCAACUGCAUGCCCCGACUUAUGGAGUGAUGAUGAUUAGUGUAAUGCUUAUGGCAACCAUUGUGCAAAUAUCUGUGAAAUGUUUGUAUGACCCUACAAGAAAAUAUGCUGGCUUUCAGAAAAGGAACAUCAUGAAUUUGAAACCCAACUCAGACCUUCGUAUGCUUGUUUGUAUUCAUAAACAACACCACCUCUCUGGUAUCAUGCAUUUCAUUGAUCUUUGUAAUCCAACGCAUGACUUUCCCGUCAUUGUCGACGCCUUGCACUUGAUCGAGCUUGUUGGACGCUACCAACCCAUAUUUAUCUCUCACCGUCUGCGAAGAGAUGCGAACUUGGGCUUGACAAACUCGUACUCUGAGAAUGUACUCAUGUCCUUUCAGAAUUAUGAACACGGCAAGAACCCAGGUGCGGUAUCAACUAACACUUACACAGCCAUAUCUCCAUUUAGCUACAUGCAUGAAGAUGUUUGUUACCUUGCACUGGACAAACUUGCAUCCAUUAUAGUACUUCCAUUCCAUCGAAGAUGGUCCAUUGAUGGCUCCAUUGAAUCAGAAGACAAGAACAUCAGGUCUUUGAAUUGUAGGGUCCUAGAGAGAGCUCCUUGCUCAGUUGGUAUCCUUGUAAAUCGCGCAUCCCUUCCAAGUGAACCAAGUAUGACAUUGCAUUUGGCUGUUAUCUUUUUCGGUGGGAAAGAUGAUCGAGAGGCCUUGUGCUUAGCCAAACGAGCAAGCAUAAACCCUCACAUUAGGUUAGUUGUCUACCACAUUCCUGAGAAAGACAACUCAAGAUCAUCUACCUUGGAUAAAUUAUUGGAUAAUGCAGUGCUCAAAGAUGUCAUGGAAGGACAUUAUGGUUCACAUGUGAUUUAUAAAGAAAUUAUAACAGAGGGUGGAGAAGAUAUUGCUUCUGUUAUUCGUGAUCUAGUCGAUGAUCAUGACUUCUUUAUUGUUGGGAGGAGGCAUGAUGUUGAAAGUAGUGUAACAUCUGGACUUAAAGAUUGGUGUGAGUUUGAAGAGUUGGGUAUCAUUGGAGACUUGCUUGCCUCACCAGAUUUUGAAAGCUCGGCAUCUGUUUUGGUGGUGCAACAACAGCAAGUACUCAAGUAAUUAAGAACAAAAAAGAAAACGGGUAAUUCUGCAGACUGCAAGGAAACAGUAGAUGUUGGGAUUCUAAUUCUACCUUCCUUUUUUGAAAAUUUGACUUCUAUAAAUUGCAAAAAUGUCACAUGACAUAC